GGCUUAUCUGCGGCCAUGGCACGCUCUGCAAACAAACGGGAUCCCGACUGGGAACACUCGGACAGUGAUCCCUCCGACAAUGAACCACCCUCUCAGGAUCCUUCAGAUGAUGAUUGGGGCCCUUCCUCUUCCAAGAAACCGCCUGCUAAACGACAGAAACGCGCAUCGGAACAAGGGAGCGCGAAAGGGAAGCAGCCUAAUCUGAGAGCCCGUAUUACAAUCCUUGCCACGGAUGCUGCCCCUACAACGGGGGAUGUGAACGAGCGUUCACAGGACGUGGACGAUGCUGUCCUGGAAAGGAUCAAGAAGGCGUUGGCCCUUGCUAAUCACGAAAACACAGGAGAGCAGGAGGCGAAACAGGCCAUGAGGAUGGCCUCCAAGCUUAUGUCCCAGUAUAGCGUGACCCAGGCUGAUCUCCUUACGAAGGAGGAUGAUCAACAGAAAUUGAAGCGCGCUGGCAUGUCGGUAGUUGUUAUUGAACAUGUCAAGCAUGCAAGUGUGCGCUGGGAGACGUGGGCAGACGACACUGCGUACGCGAUGACCGUCUUCUUCGACUGCCAAAGUUAUAGUGAGACAUUUGGUAGGUACGGGAAUGUACGCGUCUGCUUUUACGGUUUGGCGGAGCAGACUGUGGCCGCAGCAUACGCAUUUGAAAUGGCAUACAAUCUAAUUUCAAGGUGGGCCCUAGAUAACAACCUCGCCAAGGGCAUCCGCGGCAAAAAUCUGUACAAAAGAGGCGUUGCUCACGGCCUGUGCACCCUCGCCAACAAAGACAAACAGACUGAAGUACAAAAAGCCAUUGAAGCCGAAAAACAUCGCCUUGUGGAGGUCCACAAGAUCGAGGCCGACGAGGACCGGCAACGCUUGAAUCGGCUCAGAAACCUGGAAUCCGUCAAACCGGAGGAACAAGACAGAAAAGUGAAAGUUGAGGACGUAGAAGACGAGGAACUCAAGCGCGAGCGUUCAGAAGAUCUACACCCUUACGGACGCCAUAAAGACGAAGACCCAGAGGAGAUGCCUAUGCCGGCAGUGAAUGGCGGUUAUCCAGCUUAUGCACCUGAAGACGAUGACUCCGGUGACGAUGUCGGCGGUCUGGGUCCUCUGGGCGACGACGACUACAGGGCGGAUUUCGACGCAUCCGACGAGAUCCAGCUGGACCUCGACUCCCUCGAAUCAAAAGUCGAAGCGCGCCGAUCCGUAAAACCCGAACCAAAACUUGAACCGAAACCCGAACAGCCUGAAGCAGGUCCUUCCUGGCAGUCAGAGGGCCAGCUCAUCGCCUUCAGGGAAAACUCCAAAGCGAUCGGGGACGAGUACCUCAAAUCGCAGGGCGUGAAGCUCCGCACCUCGAAUAAGCGACCCGACGUCAGUUUCAGCAGUCGCGAAGACAGAAAGCUAUACGAGCAAGGCAAGCGGGACGCCGCGAAGAUCGAUGUGCGCAGGCGGCGCCUCAAGGGAGCUGAAGAUGACCGUGACUGAAGUCGAGUCGUGGGCAGACAGCACUGCACGAUGACUUUUCAUAUGUAGAACCACCUCUAUCCUACACUCAUUAUAUC
Molecule: messenger RNA, 1556 nt
Organism: Gloeophyllum trabeum ATCC 11539
Lineage: Eukaryota; Fungi; Basidiomycota; Agaricomycetes; Gloeophyllales; Gloeophyllaceae
Exons: 9
Coding region: 16-1479 (487 amino acids)
Source: RefSeq, a predicted model, not a curated record